Molecule: messenger RNA, 945 nt
Organism: Amaranthus tricolor (Joseph's coat)
Lineage: Eukaryota; Viridiplantae; Streptophyta; Magnoliopsida; Caryophyllales; Amaranthaceae
Exons: 6
Coding region: 409-741 (110 amino acids)
Source: RefSeq, a predicted model, not a curated record
GAACCUUCUUUUUUUCCUCUCUCUUCAUCCAGAGCGAUUUCUCAGAGAAGAAACAAAAAAGGGAAGCACAGAAAAGUUUCUGCAUUUCACCACCUAAAUCUUCCUUGAGUCGGUGCAGUGUUUGAUUCCGGGAAAGGCUUUUAAUCUGAUUUCAUUGUCCUAAUCUACCCAAGGAUUUUGUGAUCUGGGCCCUCCUGGAAUCAAUGUUACAAUUUUGUGUAUUGUGACAAAAUAUUGGCUUUUCCUAUUUCUUCUUGCUUGAAUGGGAGCAGUGGCUGCUUUGCAUGUUGUUUCAAGCCCGAUUCAAUAAAAUCCUUGGAUGAGCGAUCAAAAAGCAGUAUAAGUCAACAUCAAACAAGAAGCAUACCCAGUAAUUCCAGGGACUUUUGGACGACAAGUGCCUGUGACAUGGACAACAGUGCAAUGCAGUCACAAGGAAGCUUAUCGUCAAUCAACAUAUCAAUUCAAGCUCUUGAUACACCUUCUGGUGUUGGCAGCUCCAAUCACGCUUGUGAAUUUGUAAAUCAUGGUCUUCUUUUGUGGAAUCAGACUAGACAACGCUGGUUAGAUAAUAAAAAUCAAAGGAAGAAAGGGCAUCAAGUUCGUGAUCCAAAAAUAAGUUGGAACGCGACCUACGAGAGCUUACUUGGGAGUAACAAGCCAUUCGUUCAACCAGUACCUCUAUCUGAAAUGGUAGAUUUUCUUGUGGACAUAUGGGAGCAGGAAGGAAUGUAUGAUUGACGAAGCCGAGAUUUGGGUAGGUAAUAUCACCAAGUAAUACAACUACAUGAGUAAAUGCUUGAGAAGAAAGGAUAGAAAUGCAUGGAGGAAAGGAAACUACAUUUGUUGUAACCAUUUUUAUUUUACUUUUCUUAAAUGCUUCCUUUUGGUUUCCUCUGCUUUUUAUAACUCUUUCUGUCAAUGGAACUUCAUGCUGUUUCUUCA